AACACCGUUUCUUGAAAAUGAUGGCGGGCGACACGCUGUAUGCACUUAUUCAGUGGGAAGACCGUUUUCUUUCAGUGAUCAAGUUAGAUAAAAUCGUCAAACCGAUAAAAAAUGUUACAGAAUAUGCAGAGGGUGAAAUCGUAUCAGCUAAAUACGGACAAAAGGUCUUUGAGGCUGUUAUUUGUGAAGUUCACUGUGACAAGAAAUACCUGGAUGCCCAGGCGAAACUUCCUCCUAAAUACAAUUUUCAUCAAGUCAAAAGGGGAGCUACCAACAUUGAAGAAGGGGACCAUAGUCAUAGUGUAGCCAAGAAAAGUAAAAUUGCUGAUGAAGGGUUGACAUAUGGAAAUAAGUCAUCUGAGACACAGAGCCCACAGAGCCAAAGUUCAAGUUCUGACGAGAGACCAAUUGAAAGUGACACUACUUUUGACUCGGGCAACUUUGGACACAAAGACAGGACAAAUGAAGAUGGACAAGGAACUUUUCUGACUGAUCAUUUUCAUAAAAGGGAGAAGACACUGGAAAGACGAGUGGCGUAUCUUGAAAGAGAAGUGAAGGAACUUAAGAAAAAAAUGAAUGAGGCCGAAUCUAGAAACAAAGAAACAAGGGAAAUCGAGGAGAAUAGCAGCAAAGACGAUUACGUCUUGAACAGUGUUAAACAUCUACCUGUUCAAAUAGAAAGAGAACAAUUUGACUGCAUUAAAAGAAUGUGUUUAACCCUUUUUACUGAAGAUGAUCUUGUUAAGUGUUCUCGCACUGGAAAAAAAACAGUUAAGUCAAAUGAUGUGAUUAAGCCAGCUCUUGACACACACAAGUUGAUGAUACUAGAAAAAGCUGUUAUGACAAAAAUCCCAUCAAUGUCAGCAUCAGCUUUAAAUAAAAAGAUUGAUAACAUUAUUAAAAUAGUAAGAAGAAAGGUAAAGGUGUGAACCUUCACUGUAUUAAUGUUAUGGCGCCUGUUGUCUGCCCAUACUUCCAUUUUUCUUAAGCUGCUAACUCGUAUGUUACUAUUACUAAAAUAUAAUCAAACUUUCACGGAUAGAUAAUUUCAACAGAUAAUUGUGCAUGUGCUUUUCCUAGUCAAAUUGUUUGAGAUUUAAAGAUAUACUUGGCCAAUCUCUGAGUAAAACAUUUUUAAUGCAGCUAAAUUCCAUAUUAAAAGCCAUAUUGUAUUGGCCAUUUCCAAAAAAAUGCUAGUCUUUUUUAAUGAUGCUUUUUAUUAUUAAUACAGUGUUUACCUUUAAGGUGUAAAGUUAAACUGUAAUUUCUACUUUGUGUGUACUUUGGACAUGAUUGAUUAUUUCUAUUUAGUGUGUUAUUAUUUUAUAUUUAGAUACACAUAAUGCUUUGAGCCUUACCAGUUUCUGCCAGUAUAGAGUAAAAAUUUAUUUCGGAAACCAUGUUUUGGAAGUGGUUACAGCAUUAUCAACAAUCCUUUGUUUUAUAUUCUGUAAUAACAAAGUAUGCCAGUCAGAAAAGUAAAACACUAUUACUUGCCUUUGUUAAAAUAAUAUGGCACAAAUUUCCAUAAUUAAAAGAUGAUGUGUAGACUAGAGCAAAACAAUCAUAUCACAAUCGGAUCACCACCCCUAAGGUCAAGUUGCCUCUAAAGGUCAUCAAAGAAAUUGAAAGUUACUUAUAUAUAUAAUUUUCAAACCAAAACAGAUAUUCAAUUGAUGAUGAAUAAUAAGGUCUAAGUUCUGAGUUCAAACUGUUGAAUAUCUUAUCAAAAUAAAAGUUGUGUCAUCAUUUUUAUCCCCCGCCGAAAAGGCGGUGGGGGAUAUAGUAAUAGUCUCUGUCCGUCCAUCCGUCCGUCCCACAUUUUUGUCCGGAGCAUAUCACAAAAAGUAUUUGAGGUAUCAACUUGAAACUUCAUAGGUGGAUAGAUCUCAUUGAGGAGGAGUGCAGUGCACAAGAAUGAUAACUCUACUCUUCAUAAUUUUUGAGUUAUUGCCCUUUGUUAUUUUUCAUACUUAAUUUUUGUCCAGAGCAUAACUCAAAAAGCCUUUAAGAUAUCAAAAUGAAACUUCAUAGGUAGAUCUCACUCAGGAGGUGUGCAGUGGACAAGAAUGAUAACUCUACCCUUUAUAAUUUUGAAUUAGUGCCCAUUGUUAUUUUUCAUGUUUAUUUUUUUUGUCCAGACUAACUCGAAAUGUGUAAGAGAGAUCAGCUUGAAACUACAUUGGGGUAUAGCUGUCAUAUCCUGGCUUUUUACUCUGUGGGUUAUUGCCUUUUGAUAUACAUUUAAAUGUCAAUGUGUACGAAUAGACUGUUCUCUUUUUUUAUUACUUUUAUCCUUCGGCGGGGGAUUUGGCAGUUUGUGACUGCUUCUUGUUAAUUUUUUGAAUGUUCAUUUACCUGUAUUCACUGAUUUCUGUGAAAUAAAUAUCACAUUAUUAAUGUACAGUUA
Messenger RNA from Ruditapes philippinarum (Manila clam), 2410 nucleotides. RefSeq lists its product as uncharacterized. Gene Ontology annotation, molecular function: DNA binding. Bases 18 to 929 code for a protein of 303 amino acids. Lineage: Eukaryota; Metazoa; Mollusca; Bivalvia; Venerida; Veneridae. The transcript has 6 exons. The record is from RefSeq and is a predicted model, not a curated record.